AUGUCGUCGUCCGAAGAUGAGAGGAAGAAGAGGUCUGACUCCGAGUCGGAGGAGGAGAGCGAGGAGGUGGAAUCCGAAGAGGAGGAGACGAGCGAGGAGGAGUCGGAGGAGGAGACCAGCGAGGAGGAGUCCACGUCGAGCGACAAGACCUCGUCUUCUGCUUCUGCCAAGGCCACCCCGCGAUCGGCCACCACAACGCCGCGAGCCGAGGCCAAGAAGGAGCCCGAGAUCUACAACCCGCCCAAGACCAAGGCCAAGGAGGACAACGGCGACAAGAAGAACGGUAAGGCCGACAAGAAGAAGAAGAGCAAGAAGAGCAAGAAGAACGAUGAGCAGUCGGUUGUGGUGAUCGACGGCCGAACGGUCCUCAAGAAGACCUACGAGCUGGCCAAGGACAAGGUCAUCGAAUUCACCGUCUCCAUCGAGAACCGGAACUACAAGCCCGAGGAGAAGGUCGAGCUCAAGUUCGAGAUCAAGAACCAGACCUCGAAGACCAUGAAGUCAAUCAAGUGCGUCGUCGAGACCAAGGGCGCCAAGCCCGAGGGAGACAGCAAGGACAAGAAGAAGAAGCAAAAGAAGCCCAAGAAGGGCGAGGCCGAGCGGGGCGUCCCCACCGGUACCGAGGAUGAGUUCUACUGCGGUGCCCGGUUCCCUCUCGACAAGUACACCGACUUCAAGGGCACCGACAGCUACAGGCUCCCCAAGAAGAUCGACAAGUCCAGCGGCACUGUCAAGCACGAGCUGCAUCUGUCGUUCCCCAUCCGGUCGCGUCCCAUCAACAGCUGGAAGAACAUCGACGCCUGGCUGCCCAUCGAAAUCGGGAACUAA
This is a messenger RNA of Acanthamoeba castellanii str. Neff, 828 nucleotides long. RefSeq lists its product as uncharacterized. Bases 1 to 828 code for a protein of 275 amino acids. NCBI's taxonomy places the organism in Eukaryota, Discosea, Longamoebia, Acanthamoebidae. The transcript has 4 exons. The record is from RefSeq and is a predicted model, not a curated record.